This is a messenger RNA of Anopheles stephensi (Asian malaria mosquito), 9513 nucleotides long. RefSeq names its product guanine nucleotide-releasing factor 2 (gene C3G). Gene Ontology annotation, biological process: positive regulation of GTPase activity; Ras protein signal transduction. The record is from RefSeq and is a predicted model, not a curated record. Gene Ontology annotation, cellular component: plasma membrane. Gene Ontology annotation, molecular function: guanyl-nucleotide exchange factor activity. The transcript has 17 exons. The coding region runs from base 700 to 5454 and encodes 1584 amino acids. NCBI's taxonomy places the organism in Eukaryota, Metazoa, Arthropoda, Insecta, Diptera, Culicidae.
UGUGUGUGUGAGAGAGAGUGGUUUGUCCCUCUCGGAAGGCUGCAUUAAACAUUCGGUGCCGAGCGGAAAUCGAUGGGAAAAUCCAACCGAAGUUGAUCACAGAAGUUAGAAGUUAGUGUUUUUGCAGCGAUUGCAGCUGUGUUGCAGAGUAGUGUCUGCGGUCACUGGGGGAAAGAAAAAAUGGCGGAUUAAAAGUUCUGCCCUCUGUGCGUGUGUUCUAAGCGCGGCCUCCAAUUCAGCGCAUCCGUUCCGAAGCGACUUUGAUCGAUCGAAACAAAGUGUUUUGUGGUGUCCUGUUGUAAUUAGCGCGUCCGAGACACAAUGCAUCACUGCACCGGUGCUAGCCGCUGCCCGGCAGCUACCCUCAGUAUGAUCCGGCACCGGGAACAGCCCCCGACAGCCAACGAACCAUUACCCCGCAUUUAUUAAAAUCCGCGGUGUGUGUGUGUGAGUGUGUGUUGAAAUUGUUAGCAAACAUCAGCUGUGGCCGUGUCUCGCCCUGGUUUUUGGCAUAUCAUCUGUGAUUUCUUCGGCCUGCAAUCAAGUCAAAGGACCCAGACCAGAAGGGACGAGCAAUUAACAUCCGCCCGGUCGAUUCCUCGCACCUAGCCUCACGGUGAGCCCGGACCAUCCCAACACAACUUCAACUUCAGCGUUCGUGUAGUGCAACCCGCUGCAAAAAAAAAAAACCACUCGACAAUGGCGACUCCAAAGGACGACCGGGCUAACAAUUUGGGCACCAUUCCCAUCAAUGGAUACGAUAGUGGCGCCGGUUACUGCACAUCCGCAGCUAGUAGCAGUAACGUUGGCCUCACGUCCACGCCCGUCGCGAGUGGACGUAACGCGAACGGGAGCAGUAGCAACGGUGGUGCUACCGGAUCAGCCACCAGCACUCCAACGACCGGUGGUUGCAGCGAUCCGAACAGCAGCGGUAGCAGUGGAACGAACACCACGAUUACGCCCGGCGGACCGGGCUCGUCCGGGCACAAGGGUAGCAUCCGAGGCAACAAGCUGGCUCGUCGGGCGCGCUCCUUUAAGGACGAUUUCUUGGAGAAAAUAUCGCAGAUCCGCACACCGACCAACACAAUGACGAGAUCUCACUCACCAAAUAGUCCGCGGGGCGGAAAUGGCGCUGGCAGCGGUAACGCUGGAAGUUACGGUAGCCGCAAAAGUACCACCGACGAACCAUCGAAGCCGAUACAGGAUCUCAACUAUCAUGUGCGACAGGUGAAGAAUGCACUGACACACUUCAAGGACGUGAUACUGAAGAACAAGCUGGAGAUGCUGCCGGGCAAUGGUACGGUGGUGCUGGAAUCGAUUGCCAACGUGCACACGGCCCUGCAAUCCUACACGUUGAACGAACAGAGUACGGCGUUCAUUAACGCCACCAACCACGUGUACGUUUCGCUUGGCAACUUGCUGAAACUGUGCGACGAGGUACUGCUGACGAAGGAGGGCGAUGACUGCCCAUCGCUCAGCAAGGAGAAUGUGAAGGAGGUGGUCGAGCUGGUGGAGAACGCCGUCAACAAUCUGGUCAAUCUGGCGAACGAGAAGCUUUCCGAUCGUAAGGUAACCGCGGCGUCGUCCGCUGGCAACGCAACCGGACCGGGCAAACUAUCGAGCAAUGCCUCCGGCACGAGCUCCAACACACUGCAGCGACCGACGGUGGAUGUGGUGAGCCAACGGACAUCGCUGCCAGACAUUCCGCUCACACCGCGCGAACGCGACAUCCUCGAGCAAACUUCCCUCAAGACGGUGCGUGCCUCGCACAGCACCGAAAGCAUCUUGCGUGAUUCGAGUCCACCGCCACCACCCAAACCACCGCUGCCGGAUCGAUCGCAGGAACCGCCGCCACCGUUACCACCAAAGAGGAAGAGCCAGCAUGCCAAGAAUCACUCCUUCCAUGACACAACGUCAUCCGACUGCAACUCAACCGAUUCCACCAUCUUUCAGCUGGGAGGCGGUGGAAGUGGAGGAACCAGUGGUGGGAACAGUGGCAGCAUGGGGCUGGAUCGAAUGUCACUUCGGUCCCGUUCGCCGGAAGAUAACUGCAGUCUGCUGAGUGCUAGCGCCGGUUCCCUGGAUUCAGCACUCAAUCACUCGCGCGAGGAAGACGAACUGAGAGCACUGACGAGCUGCUCGUCCCAUGCUAGCGCACCGGCCGCCAGUCUCGGUGGGCUAGUAAUGCUGGGCGCCGCUACCAGCAUGCAACCCUGGGAAGAAUCGGCGGAUCUGGCCGGCUUACCCCAGAACAGCAACAGCAGCCUAAACCGUAACUCGAACGAAUCGGGAUUCGAGUCCAUGUAUUCGUUGCGUGUUAGCCGGGAUCAGCAACAGCAGCAGCAGAUGGUACAGUAUCAGAGUACGGCUGCCACCGUUACGACGCACCAUCACCAUCAGAAGAGUGCCAGUACGACGUCCUCGUCCACUUCCUACGUGCACAAGUCCGAAUCGAUCGUGGACGGCAUGACGGCGUUCGUGCUGACCACGGGCAAAGCUGCCGUGCAACAGCAGCAGCAACUUCACCUGCAACAGCAUCACCAAUCACACGUACUUCAGCAUCACCAGCAACAGCAGCAGCAGCAGCUGCAACAUUUUCAUCAGAAAAUCGACACAAUCAUAACGCAACCAAGCGACGAAGGUACAACGGUCGGUCCGAAAGGAAGCGAACAGCUCGCCUGUUCCGCCUCCCUCACAUCGACCGUAACCACGUCGAGCAGCAGCAGCCUGUCGAAGCUGCUCGUGAACGCUCCGAGCAUAGAUGAGCUCGGCAACGAUGACGUAUUUCCAAGGCCGGCCAGUUCUACGUCCGAUAAGCCACCGGCACUGCCGGUCAAGACACGCUCACACAGUAUUAAGCGGGAACGGCACCCAUCACAGUACGACAACGUCGAUGAGGUCGACCUGGAGCGAAGCUCGCAAGACUCGUUCGGUCAGUUCCCGGUGCCCAGCUCGGCAUCCUAUCUGUACAAUCGACAGCAGAUGUUCCACAAUCUGCCGAGUAAGCAUAUCAGCCUGAUCGAACCGCGGCAUAUGAGCCGAUUCCAGGAGGAACCACCACCGCUCCCUAUCAAGAAGAAGCAUAUGUUUCAAAGUGUUGCAUAUUCAGUAAUGGCGUACAUGGAGAUCUUCGGUAGUGCGACGCAGAACCAAUCAGAGUUUAUGCGCCACUCGGUACACACGUACAACUUGGCCCACUCUGAGCAGGUAUCCACCAGCAGUACUACGAGUAUCUCACACAGUCAAACAAUGAGUCUCUCGCCGUCGCGCAUUGCUCCUGGUACGGUAUCACCGCCGAACUCACCAAACAUUAGCGUAAAGCCACCCGCUUUGCCACCGAAGCGGCAGCGCAUCAACAGCAAAACACCUAGCAUCGCAUCAACACCUCCUGCCAGUCCGAAAAUUUUCCAUGAUCAGCACCAUCAAAUGCAGCACCACUAUCAGCAGCAACAGCCUGCUCCUACCGAAAUCAACACAUCACCAUCAACGUCCUCGCUCGUCUCGCAGGGGCACAAACCAACGCCCGCCAGCAAUCAAUGCUUGCUGGACGUUAAGCCAUCGAAGGUAUCGCAAGCUGCACCGGAUGCAGACGCAUCCGCUACAACAUCUGCGUCUGCUACCACUACUACUACUGCUAUUUCCUCUACUACUACUACUACCACUACCACUACCACUACACCUAUCGCUUCGGCUGGUGACGGUGUCCUUACGACCGUUGCUGCUGCGGCAGAGAAAAAUGCUUACAGCAGUAGCUCCCCUAACAGAAGACUUACCGCCGGACCACAUCCGAACGCGCCGGACGAUGAUUAUCUGCAUCUGUGCGACACCACCACGGCGGACAUUCCGGCUGCCGGUGUGGGUGGCCAGUUUGCCUCCGCCGCUUCCAGCAAGAAUCUCGCCACCGGCGUCACUAGCCGCAGCGGUGGCACCAACACACUAGUCAGUGUCGGCACCGCCGGUCACGGAAAUAAUAGUAGCGGUAGUAGCAAUAACAACGUUGAAUCUAGUAGUUAUUUAAACGAUAGCCAUAACAAAGGUAGAGCUAGCAGCAGCAGCAGUAGCAGUGCGCUGGCCGCAUUACCAGCCCGCGAUACCAUCUACGAACCGGCGUCCGCUGCGCUACCGGCCGACGACAACGCCAAGGACGGGGACGAGGUUGAGGUCAUACUUAGACGGAAUAAUAAUAAGAACGGUAUCACUAUUCUGGAACAGCAGCAACCGCUGAAUCUGAUGGAGGAGCUAGACGUGAGCAACUAUCUGGUGUUUAAAAAGGACAGUGAAGACGGUCCAGACGUCAAGGGUGGCCAUCCGGAUGCGCUGAUCAUCCACGCCACCAGAGUGCAGAAAAAUUCAGACGCCGAUUGUUUAGAGGAUGCUUACGGUGAAGCAUUCAUCACAACGUUCCGCACCUUUAUCACGCCACUGGAACUAAUCCAAAAGCUGUCCCAUCGCUACACCGUGUACCACUGUCAGAUGAAUGAUGCCAAACAGAAAGCCGCCAAAGAAUCCUUCUCCUUGCUGGUGCGGGUGGUGAAUGAUCUGACCACGCCGGAUCUGAGUGAACGGUUGCUGGUCAUAUUGAUGAACUUUGACUAUCAGCUGGUAAGUGCCGGGCAUCUCACCAUGGCCAAACUGCUGCGCGUGAAGCUGAUCGAGAAGGCGCUCAUCUACAAGCAGAAGGCGUCCCUGACCGUCCCGACGCUCUCGUCCCGGGCACUCGUCGCCCAACCGCCCACGCUGCUCGAUCUGAAGUCGGCCGAAAUCGCCGAACAGAUGACGCUGCUCGAUGCGGAACUGUUUCAAAAGAUCGAAAUACCGGAAGUGUUGAUCUGGGCGCAGGAACAGUGCGAGGAACGUUCGCCAAACUUGACCCGCUUUACCGAGCACUUUAACAAGAUGUCGUAUUGGGCUCGCACUCAAAUACUUUCGCAAAACGAUGCCAAAGAUAGAGAGAAGCACGUGAUUAAGUUCAUCAAGAUAAUGAAACAUUUGCGGAAAAUCAAUAACUACAAUUCCUAUCUGGCACUGCUGUCAGCGCUAGAUUCCGCUCCGAUACGCAGGCUGGAGUGGCACAAAACAAUAACCGAAGGCUUAAAGGAGUACUGUGCGCUGAUCGAUUCCAGUUCCAGCUUUCGGGCCUACCGGCAAGCACUGGCCGAAACGAAUCCUCCCUGCAUACCGUACAUCGGGCUCGUGCUGCAAGAUCUCACGUUCGUUCACAUUGGCAAUCCGGACCUGUUACCGGACGGUGCAACGAACUUUUCGAAACGCUGGCAACAGUAUCAUAUCGUCGUGAACAUGAAGCGCUUCAAGAAAGGGUCUUAUCCGUUUAAGAAAAAUGAACGAAUCAUCGGUUUCUUCGACAACUUCGAGUACUAUCUGGACGAGGACGCGAUGUGGCAGAUUUCCGAAACAAUCAAACCACGCGGAUCGCGCAAAACCAACGUCAAUUAGUACAGGCUGAACUGUUUGCGCGGGAGUAGCGAUGAGCGGCAGGAGGAAGGUAAAGGCAGGCUAAGGGCUGACGCGGACGAACCGGAUCACCGCAAUCAUUAGCGUGUGUGUGUGUGUGUGUGGGCGCUGGUUGAAUGGAACGGGAUGGAUUUGGUUCUCCCUGGCGGGAGUCGGAUCGCCCGGGAAAUCGGAACGAUCCCAAGCAAACCGAAACAAUAUUCAGUCAAAAAAGCAAAAAGAAGCAAAAUCGCGCAUUACACGACGAUCAAAUCGAAAUUAAUGCAUUUACCCUUACGUUAUCAAAGAGCACUAUUACUGAAGCAAAAAGGGAUUUUAAUAUACCACUCUCCUGUGUUUGUAUGUGUGUGUGUGUGUGUGCAAGCGAGUACAGGAGGGUGCUGGUGCACACCGGAGCGGUGAUCGUAACUGUAUCGUGCUGCGCUUAGUUUAUUACUUUUUGCCCCCUUAAUGGCUGCUUCUCAUAUUUUCAAAUUUGAAAAAAACCGUUGGCGCACACAAGCGCCACGCGGUCGUUUGAAUCAAGCCGGGGAAAAAUUUUUGUAAAUUAUUUUAAGUUAUCAAAAAACCAACACGUGAUCUAAUUGUAUUAAUACCAACUGCUUGCAAUGGUACUUUUUAAAAAGUAUUGUUUUUUUUUAAUUGUAUUUAAUAAUUACGACACCACGUGUGCACGUGUGGCGUAUAAUUUCACUCAACAAGGGGAGGUUUUCACCCGAUCUUCGAGUGGUUCGACCGAGCCGUAGCGCAGGUUAGAUUCUCAUCGAUCCCCAUAAUGCCUCCCGAUGUAGGAUGGAAGCGUCAGUACGAGGGUAGACGUUAAUCACACUAUCUGACUACAUGUACCAAUUUCUCUCAAGUCUAGUAUGUCUAGUAGGAAGAUAAGCUGAUGGUGCCCACGCUGCGGUGCACGGUAAGUAAGUAGCAAUGAUUGAAAAUAAAUUUGCUCGCAAAAGCGGCAAGACAGAGAGCGAGAGAGAGAGAGAAAAAAGUUAAACAAAAAUCACACCACACACACAAACACAUGUAAGAAAAUAUAUAGUGCGCAUAGUGAAGGUGAACGAAGGGAAGGAUUAUAUAGUAUAGAAAAGGUAGUAGACAGGUGAUAGUGCGGUGGUGCGUAAGAAAAAACAAUCGGUUCCGGGAGAACUCACACACACACACACGGACAGUCAAAAGAUGGCGCUGCAGUGACGCUGUCUUCUGUAGGGAUAUUUUUUAUUGCAAAAUAUAACUAUUCAUAAUUUAAACGAUGUCCUUCCUUCUUGAGUUUGUUUCUUUCUUUAGCGCGCGUGUGUGUCUGUGUGUGUGUGUGGCAUUCAGUUUUGUAUGGGUAGCUUUAACGGUUUUUUUUUUGCGUUUGUAAAAUGUACGCCAGCAGAGUUGAUGUUUAGUUCUUAAAGUAAUACAAAAAUUUAUUUGCUGCUCUCUAGUCGCAACCAUAUCGGUAAACACGCUUUUUAAAUGUUUUCUUUUAUCACAGUUUGGACUUUUUUUGUUGUUAAUUUCUGCUUGUGUUUUCUUCUCGGCUCAGAAGGCUUCCGACCUGUUAGUGUGAGUUAGUGAUACAACGAAUUAAAACUAUUGUAGUGUAGUAGCAAAGCUAUAGGCCAAACGACGGCACGCUAGCUCGCCCCACGAUCGUACGCACAGAUAUGCACCACGAGCACAGGCUGGCUUUCUCUGGCAUGUCGUCAUCGGGUGGCGAGCUAACGUGCCCAUAACGUGUGUGUGCGCGGGUGUGUAUGUGUUGAACGUGAUACGUUUCUAAGCUAUCGCAAAGGGUUCUUUUUAAGCUUAAAUUUGCUUUUAACAACAUACGAUUACGCCUGUACGCGUGCCUGCAGAUGCGUACCACACCUAGCCUUUUUAACUAUCGAGCGAAGUAUUUUUUUAACUAACAAAAAAAAAACAACAAAUGCUAUUUUUUAAUCGAUAAGUAGAAACAUUUCUCGCUGCAAUGCAGCAGCUAAUAACGAAUCUAACCGCCCGUUCGAUAGAAUUCCAUGCGCGAGUUUACAAUGUGUAUAUGUUGCUUGCCUUUGAUUUUGCGCGCGCUCUCUUCCCUCGAACGAGCGGUUACGCAAGGUGGUUUAAACUUAAAAUUUGAUAAACAACAAACACACGCGAAAAACGUAUCAUGCAUAGGGAUGUCUCUCGCAACAUUCUCUUAGCAAAAACAAAGGAAAACCCCCCCUUUAAAAUCAUACUGCACAAGGGGAGGCAACAAGCCGCACCGGACCGCAGAAGAGGCCCCAAUGAAUAACCAUUUUUAAGAAUGCUCUAUAAAGCACGGGAAGUAAGGGCGAUAAGGGUAGCAAAGAUGAAAACUCUAAACACAUGGUAGAAGCAAAAGGGCAUAAAGUUAAUUGUAAGACUUGCUUGCAAGCCAAGCAUAGAAUAUCAUAUUAUACCAACAACAAAAAAAACAGCCAGUGAUUUCAUGUUUAAAGCCAAAAACCUUAAAACUAAUGCCGUUACAAACCCCCUUUAAAAACCAAUCACAGCAAAAGCACAGGUGUCAUUCGAUCUACAGUUCUACAGAAACGUAUGUUUGGACCAAAAACUAGCAGCAAAUACUCCUCGAUACCGUGAGCGUACUAAGCACGAUGGAAAACUCCCAAUCUUCACACGGCAGGACCCGCUGUUCAAAUCCCAUCCGGGGCUGACUACUUUGCUACGAGGUAGAAUCAAGCCACAGCAAGCCAGCAAUGGCAGGCCCGAUACCUUUUGAGAGGUUGGUAGUGCCAAGGCAGAAGAAGAAGGAAGGGUUUCCCAAUUGUGUGGACAGUGAAAGCACAUAUCAAAAAGAAACAAAAGUUGAGGAACUCUGCUAAGAACAAGAAGAAAGAAAGAAAAAAACAAUCUCCUUCACGUACUUCCUCUUCAUCGUCGCCGAAGUUAGUUGAGCGUACAGUGGUGGUGGCAACGUUUCGGCAUAGCGGAUCGACUGACUAUUUUAGACUGAGAGCCCGUUCGAUCGACGUUUGAUUUUCUUUCUUUUUUUGGUUUAAAACUGCUAAAAAAAACUGUUGAUAACAUAUAUAUAUAUACAUAUAGAGUUGCGCGAAGUGGCGCAAAUUCGCGAGAUGCCGUGGAACACUAAAUCAAAUUUAAACAGAACGAUAUUAACCAUACAAUCGACAACGGACAAAAUGUUCUUCUCGCAGACGCAACAUAAACUAGUAGAACUUUUUACAACAACCACAAAAAUUUAGCCUCGAUGUUUCCUCUGAAUGUAAUAGGUGUGUGUGUGUGUCCGUAUCGUAUCUCCACUCCACUUCUUCUUCAAUCACUACAAAAACAAGGCCCUGCCAUCCCAUUUUCAAGGCAAAAAGGACAUGCGAAAGUGUGAAGCGAAAGUUUGAAUGAUGAAGGACAUGCGAAAGUGUGAAGCGAAAGUUUGAAUGACGGAAAGCCCACAACAUACACAUGCGGUUGGGAUCGGAACGGAGCAACUACGUUACAGAACAUUACAGUGAGAUUUAAUGCAAUUUUACAUAAUAAUUAUACAACAAACCAAAUGUGCAUGUGGGUACGCGCAUGUGAUUUAUUUACAAUACGCAUAUGUAUUUAGAACAAGAAGCAAACAAAAAUUAUAUGUAUGUGGUAAUAAUGCAUAAGCAUAUAUAUAUUUAUUCACAUGCAUGCAUGUAAUAUAGCGCUAUAGUCUCUUCUAGGUAAACCCACUAAAUUAAAAAAAAACUAAAAUCACUACUUAUACAAUGAAACGUGCGUGUGUGUGGAUGGGUCACCGACGGGAGGGGGGCCAAAAAAACCCCUCCUUCUACCCGAUUUUUCGCUCCCUCUGUCGCAUCAUCCAUUCGUAUUUUUGAACGAUGAACGGGUGGUUUGUGUGGGUUGUGCGCUGGGAAAAGUGAUGGGAGUGCAGGGGGGUUACGUCCCAAGAGCCUAGGAAGGUAAUGUAGUAGCGUAUUGCAACUGUAAAGCAUCUCUUCGACUAAUGCCUAUUCGCCCAUGCAAAAAAAAGAAAAGCAAAAAAACACUAUUGAAAUGAAUACUGUAACAAAAAAAAAAAAA